AUGGCUGAGAAACAACAAUCCAAUUUCCUUGUCGAUUUCUUGAUGGGUGGUGUCAGUGCUGCUGUCGCCAAGACAGCAGCUUCUCCUAUCGAGAGAGUGAAGUUGCUGAUCCAGAACCAGGAUGAGAUGAUCAAGCAGGGGUCUUUGGACAGAAAGUACAACGGUAUCGUGGACUGUUUCAAGAGAACCGCGCAAACGGAGGGUAUCGUUGCGUUCUGGAGAGGUAACACUGCCAACGUGAUCCGUUAUUUCCCAACACAGGCUUUGAACUUCGCGUUCAAGGACAAGAUCAAGGCGUUGUUUGGUUUCAAGAAGGAGGAAGGCUAUGCCAAGUGGUUUGCUGGUAACUUGGCAUCCGGUGGUGCUGCUGGUGGUCUGUCGCUAUUGUUUGUGUACUCGUUGGACUAUGCCAGAACCAGAUUGGCAGCCGACUCGAAGUCUUCCAAGAAGGGUGGUGAACGUCAAUUCAACGGGUUGGUCGAUGUUUACAAGAAGACUUUGGCUUCCGACGGUAUUGCUGGUUUGUACAGAGGUUUCCUUCCAUCUGUUGUUGGUAUUGUUGUCUACAGAGGUUUGUACUUUGGUCUUUACGACUCCGCAAAGCCAUUGUUGUUGACCGGUUCUUUGCAAAACUCGUUCUUGGCGUCUUUCCUAUUGGGUUGGGUUGUUACCACUGGUGCUUCCACUGCUUCUUACCCAUUGGACACCGUGAGAAGAAGAAUGAUGAUGACUUCUGGUCAAGCCGUUAAGUACGACGGUGCUUUCGACUGUUUCAGAAAGAUCGUCGCCGCUGAAGGUGUCGGCUCUCUGUUCAAGGGCUGCGGUGCUAACAUUCUAAGAGGUGUCGCUGGUGCCGGUGUCAUCUCCCUAUACGACCAAUUGCAAAUGAUAAUGUUCGGUAAGAAGUUCAAAUAA
Torulaspora globosa is the source of this 915-nucleotide messenger RNA. RefSeq names its product ADP/ATP carrier protein PET9 (gene PET9). Gene Ontology annotation, molecular function: ATP:ADP antiporter activity. Lineage: Eukaryota; Fungi; Ascomycota; Saccharomycetes; Saccharomycetales; Saccharomycetaceae. Gene Ontology annotation, cellular component: mitochondrial inner membrane. The coding region runs from base 1 to 915 and encodes 304 amino acids. The transcript has a single exon. The record is from RefSeq and is a predicted model, not a curated record. Gene Ontology annotation, biological process: mitochondrial ADP transmembrane transport; mitochondrial ATP transmembrane transport.